CAAUCUUCAAAUAAAUAUUUUUCGCUCUUAUUAUAAUUGAUUUAAAACCAAAGAAAACGUAGUUAUCAAAAUUUGCUAAAAAAAUUGUUUUAAUACACUAACAUUCCCUUUAUUGAUUUUUAAUUUUUUUAUUAAGUGCCCUUAAUGAGUUCUUUAAUUGUUAAAUGUUAAAUCUUGUAAAACUCCUAAAUUUAUAUGAAAACUUCGUAAUUUUGUUGUACCUUAAAUUGUAUACUGUUCACUGUUUACUGUUUUCCGUUUUCCAUUUUCCGUUUUCCGUUUUCUGUUUUCUGCUCUUUAAUAUUUAAUAUUUACUUUUUACUCUUUACUCCUUUUACCAUAUACUUUUUAAUCUUUACCAUUGACAUUUACCAAAUAAGCUUUCUUAUUACUUUUAUAUUAUAUUUUCCUAAAAAAUCUAAAUCAUUUUUAUUUUGUUCAAAUUAAUCAGCGAUAAUCUGUAACCUAAAUACCAUUUAUUGUAUUUAUAAUUGUUUGUAUUUUUAAAACAUCAUACAGUGAGACCCAUAAAGCUGUGAUCUAGAGAGACGACUGUUAGACUCAAGUUAUGGUUUUAAUUGGCCCAUGGACAUGAAAGUAUUGCAAUAGGGCAAUUGUGCAGUGUACACUUUGCAAGUUAAUUAUCAAGCUGAAGGUAAAACUAUUAGCGUUUUAACAACAUCUUAUACAAUCUUAGAAUAUGUGAGUAUCGUCUUCUCUCAGUUUUAUAGGUCUUAAUGUACUUAAUUUAUUUCAGAUAGUUUAGAUAGUAGUGCUUAUAGUGUGAAGUAGUGAGUGUUAUAUUAGUGUAAAUAUAAUGUCUUCAAUGUAUGGAGGAGUACCUGGGGGUGGAGGAGGAGUACCUGGGGGUGGAGUACCUGGUUUCCAAUCUGGAGUCUCGAGUACUCCCUCCUCUACUGUAGAACUAUCCCUGAGUUGUUCCAAUCUACGAAAUGCAGAUUUCUUCUCUAAAUCCGAUCCCUUUGUUGUGAUUCAAAUCAAGGUUCCCAAAUCUCAAACUUGGACGGAGAUAUUCAGAUCAGAAACUAUCCAGGACACUCUCAACCCUAUUUGGCAGAAGAAGAUAGUUAUGGAGUACAGAUUUGAGGAACGUCAGUUUCUAAAAUUUCUUGUAUUCGACCGAGAUUCUCCAUCAAAUAACUUGCAGGAUGAGAAUCUUCAAGUUAAUCUGGAAACUGAUCCUCAGCAAGUCCAGGGUUCGCCUUCCCAGGACUUGAUUAAGGAACAUGAUUUCUUGGGAAGCCUGGAGACAACUUUGGGUGAGAUUGUAGCCAAACAGAGUUCAGGAUAUACGAAACUGUUAACAGACGGAGGAAAUGGUACAAUUAGUAUUGUCGCAGAGGAGAUGAUGUCAUGUAAAGAAGAAAUAAUUUUGAAACUUGGUGCCAAAAAGUUAAAAUCAAUGAACUGGUUUCUCGGGAAGAGUGAUCCAUUCUUAGAAAUAUCUAGAUGCACGGAGAACAACACCUAUAUACUUGUUCACAGAACUGAAGUUAUCAAGAAAACAUUGAAUCCAAACUGGAAAUCUUUUCAAUUAAAGGUUGGAACCCUGUGUAAUGGUGAUUAUGAGAGAGACCUGAAGGUUGAUAUCUAUGACUGGGAGAGCUCAGGAACUCAUCAGUAUAUGGGAACAUUCCAUACUAACCUUAGAAAAUUGUCUGAAGGGCCCGGAUCAAGUAAUAUUUAUGAUGUUGUCAGCAAGAAAGGGAAGAAGGAUGGUACAGUAGAAGUACAGGAAGCUAGGAUAGAGAUUGUUCCAACAUUUCUAGAUUAUAUAAAGGGAGGAUUACAGCUAAACUUCACUGUUGCAGUUGAUUUCACAGCUUCUAAUGGGAAUCCAUCUGAUCCCAGAUCCCUUCAUUACAGGGAUCCAUCUGGCCGCCCUAAUCAGUAUAUAACAGCAAUUCAAUCCGUAGGAGAAAUAAUUCAGGUUUUUAUUAUUAUUAUAAGAAAGAACUCUUCUCCUCCCAUACGGUUGUCGCUUUUCGUCUCCCAUGAGUUUUACCUGAACUUGAGUACAAGUCCGUACUGCUCUGGGGUCGAUGGAAUUCUCGCCGCCUACUUCAACGCCCUCUAUAAUGUACAACUAUACGGACCAACUAAUUUCGCGCCAGUUAUCCGUCACGUGACAAACUUUGCGCAGGCGCAUCAACAUGAUAAUAUUAAUUAUUUUGUUCUUCUUAUUAUAACAGAUGGUGUUAUAUCUGAUAUGGAUGAAACCAAAAGAGCAAUCAUUAACGCUUCCCGCCUUCCUCUUUCCAUCAUUAUAGUAGGAGUAGGUAAUGAAGAUUUCUCCAGUAUGGAUGAAUUGGACAGUGAUGAGUCAUUAUUGGAGCUGGGAAACAUGAAAGCCGCGAGAGAUAUUGUACAAUUUGUUGAACUCCAGCGGUUUCUAUCUCCCGCAGCUCCUGGUUUACCCGGAGUAGGUUGGAGUAAAGAUCUCCUAGCUAGGGAGGUUUUAGCUGAACUACCUGAUCAAGUUGUCGGGUAUAUGAAGAGCAAAGGGGUUCAACCUGGACCACCAAGGGCAUCUGCCCCCGUGUAAGGGGUGCAACUUGGAAGUUCGCAUUCCGCACCCCCCCCCCCCCCCCCCACGAGCUAAUACAGUCUUUGUGAUCAACAAUACUGUCAAAGUACAAUCAAUCCCUUUUUUAACUUUGACUUUUGAGAGAAAAUUUUAACCAUGAAAUUUUAAAUCUUUUCUACAAAAAUCAAUUUAUUUCCCAUAAAAGAUUAAAUUCAUGAUGUUGAUAUAAAGACAAUCGAACCAAACCAAAUCAAUCUAAAUCAUAAUUCUCAUUCCUAUGGAAAUGGUUUACAUAAUUAGCAUUGCAGCUAAAUUAUAUCUCUUUACUCAUAAAGCUCGUAUAACCAUUUUCUUGCGCUAUCAUAAUAAUAUAGGACAAUUAUGACCCUUUUUAUCAAACUUUGUGAUUUUUCUAAUUUGUUCUGAAUUCAUUCCGUAUUUCCUCUUAAUAUUUUGCAUACAUUUAUACAAAUAUAUCGUCUUUGCUUACAAGGCAUCCACAAUCCUUCAUUUGGGGUUCCUAAACAUCCUAUCAUCAUUACUAUAAUUAUUAUUAUUAUUAUGUUGUAUGUAGUGCUACUGCUAACACAUGUCACCAGUGAUUGUUUAAGAUCUGAUGUUUGAACUUUUUUCUAUAAUUAAUAAUAUUAUCUAUAUAAUUGUAAUGUGUAUUGAUGGAAAACCGUGCCUUUUCCUUCUUGAAAAGUACAAAAAAAGUUGUUUGUCGAUAAAAUGCCUUAAAUAUCAAACAAUGCUGCAAAAAAAAAAUUUUAAUCACAAUAAAUCAAAUAAACACGGAUUUAAGAUUUUUGCAACAUCAAGAAUAUUACAAACUCAGUUAAAACAAUCAUUAUUAAAAAAAAAUCAACUUUAUUAUAUAUUUGUGUGCUAGUUAUAAAACUUUUAAAUUCUAUGCUUUAUAUUAUACAAUGUACAGGGUUACCCACAAAGACUACGAAAUAUAUAAUGUCUGUUUCCUUACAUUAGAUUCCCUGCUACUGUAAACUAGUUUCUUUCCUUGCCAAAUCAUUAAAUAAGCCAUUUAAAGACAAUAUUUAGGGCAGAAGAAAUAAAUUAACCUUGAAAUUGUCAUAUUUUUAGAGUCUCAUCCUUUGAGAGUAACUCUGUACAUUAUAUUUGACAUAGUAAACAUUCAUAUAUAGUUAACGAUCAAACAUACUAAAAAUGUUACCAAACCUUAAAAAAAAACUUGAGAACGAUGUUGAAAAGACGAAAAUUGGAAGGAAAAAUUUAACUGAGCACCCUCGUUAAAAAACGCUUUCCUAAAGCAAGAACGUUCCCAGCCCUAGUCGCAGCUGCCAUCUUCCUUGUUUGCAUUUUUUCUCAAAUUAUAUCCGAUUCUGUUUUUUUCUGAAACACACAAAUUCUGAAAAAAUUUGACAAUAUGUAGAAAGUAUAUACAGGGUUACCCAUGUCCCACAAAGGAUGCGACUUAAAAGACGACUGAACGGAAAUUUUUUAGUUUUUUUAUAAAUUCUAGGUUAAAUUCAGCUGCAUACUUGUUUUAAUAGUUUUCAAAUCAUUAAGACAAUAUUCAAGGCAGAGAGCCAAUAGAAUACAUGUUUUGGGCUCGAAUUUUUAACUUUUUUUUCAUAAUUCCCUUUAUAUCAACUUUUAUAAUAUUUGUUAAUUGUUGUUUAAAAUUACCCGUUUUAAAUGCUUCUAUUUAUGUCGUCUUCCACUGUUAAAAAUAUUUCAUAUAUUACCCUUGAUGUUUAUAAUUCUAAAUCAAAUAAACCUAUACAUGCA
Eurytemora carolleeae is the source of this 4318-nucleotide messenger RNA. RefSeq names its product copine-8. The transcript has 19 exons. Gene Ontology annotation, molecular function: calcium-dependent phospholipid binding. The record is from RefSeq and is a predicted model, not a curated record. Gene Ontology annotation, cellular component: plasma membrane. Gene Ontology annotation, biological process: cellular response to calcium ion. The coding region runs from base 818 to 2566 and encodes 582 amino acids. Lineage: Eukaryota; Metazoa; Arthropoda; Copepoda; Calanoida; Temoridae.